AUGUUCGCAGUGUGCGCCUGGGAAAUACUUUCCUGUGGUGUGAAGCCCUUUCAAGGGGUAAAAAAUAAUGAUGUGAUUCUUCAAAUCGAGAAUGGGAUUCGCCUUGAACGCCCUGAAAAAUGUCCACUGUCACUUUUCAAGAUCAUGAAGCAGUGCUGGAAAUAUCAGGCUCACCUGAGACCGACAGCGGCACAGAAUCACGAGCAGAUCGGCUACCUCCUCGAUUCCUUCAAUCAAGAGGACUCGGCAAAUGUAUAUAGCUAUGUUUUCACCGUUGACGUGAGUGUGAAUAACGAGUUAAAAACGAAGACCGAGAUUAUGCCAGACGACCCCUUUACUCCGCUUCAAAGAAAUCCUCUUCUUCCUCCUAAAUCGCUCCCAAAGGAAGUGCGCGAGCACACAGCUCGACAAAAGCUGGAAGAAAAAAUAAAACGUGACUCGACGAUAAUGACAAAGAUUAGUGACCAAAGCUCCGAAGCUUCUGAAAAUCAGAAGUGGGCGGAAGAGAAAAUGCGCCAGAGUCAAGACAGUCUCAAUCGCACUGGGAGCUUAGGAUCUCGAUCCAGUCAAAAAUCAGAGUCUUCGUUGUCUGCAGUAGCCGCCCGAAUAGCGCCUCCGAAGCCACCGCGAACAGCAAAAGUUAGCUCAUCCUCUGGUCCUCCAGCAGCGAGUAGCACUUCUUCGGAAACGCCUUGCCACAAUCCAUACGCGCAUGAGACACUGAAGGAUGAGUCUGCUUCUCCUUUACCGUCCAUCGAUUCGGAAAAAGUUGAGUCUGACUCUUCAAGACACAGUGAUACGUCUAGCACAAGAUCUUCCAAGAAAUCAUCAAUUCCUCCUGUUCCUGCGCCGAUUAAACCUGUCCUGGAAGAAAUGCCUAAACUCACAUUAAAAGAUGUAGUUUUGGACAAGACGCGAACGCUAAAUCGAGAGAAUGAUACAAUCUGGGCGGCCACAUUAGCGGUCGUGAAGGAACUUGUUAGUCUCCGGAACUCUGCCGAAACAGCACGCCCAGACUCGCUGAUCGCGCAAAUUAAGUCUAUCGGUCUCAAAUGCAAAACGCUUGAUGGUGAGGUGACCACUUUUUGUGAAAAGCUUGACGAAGCUGAGAGAAGAGAAGUCGAGCUUGAAAAGCGUUCGGUUUAUGCUGAAAUGAAGCAAGUCAUUUCGCAAAUCACAAACGUUCGCAAUUUCGAUGGCACGAAGACUGCUUCUGAAUACCGAAACGUCUUGAUGGCUUCAAUCCUUGUUAUGUCCAUCGCUGUAAAGAAUUUGCAGGAUGUAAUCGACAAAGCCCGUCAAGUUCUAACCACAUGA
Messenger RNA from Oikopleura dioica, 1317 nucleotides. NCBI's taxonomy places the organism in Eukaryota, Metazoa, Chordata, Appendicularia, Copelata, Oikopleuridae. The record is from the annotation of a GenBank genome assembly.